GAGCAGCCUUUUCACACUCAACCAAGCCGAGUAACAGUCUUGCACCUGGACUUCCAUUCACUGCUCCCACCAUGACUUCAGCCUAUUACCAGAGUUCCUCUUCUUCUUAUGGUGGUGGCUUGGGUGUUGGGGGUGGCGGCUCCAGCCGCAUGUCCUCUGCCCGCAUGGGGUCAUCCAGCAUCCAUGGCGGAGGUGGUGGCCGCAUCUCUGCCUCUUCUGCUAGGUUAGUAUCUUCUGGAGGAGGACUCGGAGGUUACGGAUGUGGGAUGGGAAGUGGCUUAGGAGGAGGCUACGGCACAGCAUUGGUUUCUGGUGGAGGUGGCGGCUUUGGUAGUUGCUUCGGUGGUGGCGUUGGAGGAGGCUUCGGUGGUGGUGCUGGAGGAGGCUUUGGAAGUUAUUUCGACUUUGCGGCUGGGGGCGGUGAUGGAGGCCUUCUCAGUGGAAAUGAGAAGACUACCAUGCAAAAUCUCAAUGACCGUCUGGCGAACUACCUGGAUAAGGUGCGAGCCUUGGAGGAGGCAAAUUCUGACCUGGAGAUCAAGAUCCGGGACUGGCACCAGAAGCAGGCUCCUACCUCCCCUGCCAGGGACUACAGCCAUUAUUUUAAAAUCAUUGAGGACCUCCGUGACAAGAUUCUUGGCACGACCAUUGACAAUUCGAGGGUCAUAUUGGAGAUUGACAAUGCGAGACUAGCUGCUGAUGACUUCAGGCUGAAAUAUGAGAAUGAGCUACAUCUCCGCCAGGGCGUCGAGGCCGACAUCAACGGUCUGCGCAGAGUCUUGGAUGAACUCACCCUGUCCAGAUCUGACCUGGAGAUGCAGAUUGAAUCUCUGAAUGAGGAUCUGACCUACCUCAACAAGAACCACGAGGAGUUAAUGAAAGAGUUCAGUACGCAGCUGACCGGACAGGUCAAUGUCGAGAUGGAUGCCGCGCCUGGAGUUGACCUCACCAAAGUUUUGACUGACAUGAGAGAACAAUACGAACAACUGGCUGACAAGAAUCGCAGAGAUGCUGAAGCCCAGUUCCUUAUCCAGACUGAAGAAUUGAACCGUGAAGUUGCCACCCACACCCAACAGAUACAGACCAGCAAGAGCGAGAUUUCAGAACUGAGGCGCACAGUACAGAGUUUGGAGAUUGAAUUGCAGUCACAGCUUAGCAUGAAAGCUGGCUUGGAAUCCAACUUGGCAGAGACAGAAGGACGUUAUUGUGCUCAGCUGGCUCAAAUCCAGAACUUGAUCUCUGGCGUGGAAGAGCAGUUGGCCGAGCUGAGGGCCGACAUGGAGCGCCAGAACCAUGAAUACAAGAUGCUCAUGGACAUCAAGACACGCUUGGAACAGGAAAUCGCCACCUACCGCAACCUGUUGGAGGGUCAGGACUCAAAGCUGUCAGGAUGGUCUUCAAAAGACGGAUCCUACGGUGGGGGUAGCACCACCAUCUCCUUUGGUGGUGGCAGCAGCGGCGGUGGCGGUGGCAGCAGUAUCACAACCAGCUCCAGCACCAAAGUCCGUUCCGGCCAGUACUGAAUCUCCUGAGGACCGAUGCUCUGGUUCUGAAAACUGCACGCAUAUGCGGGAAGGAUCCUCCUGUGCUUGUCGCCUUAUGAGAAAGCACUGAGCAUUUUCGGCAUGCUCACAAAUGGCUAAGAGAAACCUCCCUCCACUUGCACGUGUGUGCCUCGGCUUGGCCACCUCCUUAAUGGCAUCCUCUUAGAAGCUUUGCCUCGCUCUUCACAGCAGAUGCAACUUUCUGUAACGCUUUCGAUAAUAAACGUUCCCUUUGGGCUUUUUUUGCAAAUAAA
Molecule: messenger RNA, 1798 nt
Organism: Elgaria multicarinata webbii
Lineage: Eukaryota; Metazoa; Chordata; Lepidosauria; Squamata; Anguidae
Product: keratin, type I cytoskeletal 15-like
Exons: 8
Coding region: 72-1523 (483 amino acids)
Biological process (GO): intermediate filament organization; epithelial cell differentiation
Cellular component (GO): cytoskeleton
Molecular function (GO): structural molecule activity
Source: RefSeq, a predicted model, not a curated record